AUGGAAUCUGCUGGGGCCCCAGAGCAUGGAGGCUCAGGCAUUGACACAAAAAACGAUGAUGAGACCGCAUUGCCCGGUGAACUUAUCUCGGCAGGAUCCCAACAUCUCCAUCGCAGCUUAGACGGUAAAUCCAUACAGCUACUUGCGCUCGGCGGUGCUAUUGGAACAUCCCUUUUUGUCCAAAUGGGCGCCUCUCUUGCGAAAGGCGGACCUGCCGGACUAUUCCUAGGUUUCGUGGCCUAUGGCACCAUUGUUCUAUCCGUAAACCAGUGCUUUGGUAGGCACCAGAUUAAUCCAGUCAUCACUGACUAUUUGCUAUAUACUGAUUCAGACUCAGCUGAAAUGGUGACAUAUCUUCCAAUCGCAUCGCCGUUCGUUCGGCUUUCUGGAUUUUGGGUCGAUGAUGCGCUAAGCUUCGCUAUGGGGUGGAACUAUUUCUUCCUGAUGGCAUUCGCAAUUCCUUAUGAAAUCACGGCGAUUGAUGUACUCCUUGGCUAUUGGACUGACAAGAUACCCAUCGGGGCCGUCGUAGCAGUUUGCUUGGUGAUUUAUGCUGUCCUGAACGGGCUUGCCGUGCACUAUUUUGGUAUUACUGAAUUCUAUCUUUCCAUAUUCAAAGUCUUCCUGAUGCUUGGCUUGAUGAUGUAUACAUUCAUCACUAUGGUCGGUGGAAACCCGGACCAUGACGCUUAUGGCUUCCGGUAUUGGAACAAUCCAGGAUCAUUCGUCGAGCAUCUGGCACCAGGAAACACCGGUCGCUUUCUUGGAGUGCUGUCUUGCAUGAUUCAAGGAUCCUUCACCAUGGUUGGGCCAGAAUUUAUUUCCAUGGCAGCCGCCGAAGCAGAGAAUCCCCGAAAACUUAUGAAAAGAGCCUACGACUCAUUUGUAUGGCGUCUCAUGUUUUUCUUUCUCGGGGGUGCUCUUUGCGUUGGUAUCGUUAUUCCAUAUGACGAUGAGCUUUUGAGCCAGUAUAUUUCUGGUAGCAAAUCUGGAAGCGGAACCGGAGCUGCGUUCGUUUAUUUUCCCACUAUUCGAAGGCCACGGUAUUGUACUAAUCACGAUUUUAGUUCACCUUAUGUUAUCUCGAUGGUAGAAUUUGGCAUUAAGGGUGUUCCCGAUCUAGUCAACGCUUUGAUCAUGACAUCAGUUCUGUCAGCCGGCAACAAUGUUGUUUUCUCUGCUGCGAGAACUCUUCACGGCAUGGCAGUAGACGGUAAAGCUCCAUCUAUAUUUGCCAAAUGCAACAAGUUCGGCAUCCCAUAUUACGCAGUAAUUGCAGCCCUUUCGUUCUGCUUAUUGUCCCUCUUGCAACUAAGCAAGUCAUCAUCGACGGUGCUUGACUGGCUAGUAGGAAUUUGCACAGCCUCGUACCUCCUGAACUACUUUGGAACAGUACUCACCUAUUUGCAUUUCCAUGAAGCCUUGAAGAAACAAGGUGUUGAUAGAAAUACUCUCCCUUAUAGAGGUCGUUUUCAGCCAUAUGCCGCUUGGUACGCCCUUUUCGGAACUUUUAUUAUGACGCUGAUUCUUGGAUAUAAUGUUUUCAUACACGGUCAGUGGGAUAUUACGACAUUCUUCACGAACUAUACCAUGGUUGGGUUCUUCCCCGUUGCAUACGUGUUUUGGAAGGUUGUUAAGCGUACCAAGUACGUCAAGCCUGGAACGGCCGACCUCAAUCUUGGAACUGUGAAGGAAGAAAUCGAUCUAUAUGAGGCGCUCUACGAGCCACCAAGACGAGGAAAGAUCGGCACUUAUUUUAACAAGUUUUUUGAAUAG
Molecule: messenger RNA, 1776 nt
Organism: Penicillium cosmopolitanum
Lineage: Eukaryota; Fungi; Ascomycota; Eurotiomycetes; Eurotiales; Aspergillaceae
Product: general amino acid permease (agp2)
Exons: 7
Coding region: 1-1776 (591 amino acids)
Biological process (GO): amino acid transmembrane transport
Cellular component (GO): membrane
Molecular function (GO): amino acid transmembrane transporter activity
Source: RefSeq, a predicted model, not a curated record